UAUAAGGAACCAGCUGUGUUUUGCUGAUGAAGCCCGCAGUUUCCACUCUUAAAUGUUGUCUAUUAAUGUUGUAGAAUAGCCAGUCCCGUAAUAAGCGUAGUCAUUCAACUUAUUCAGAGCUCCAGUUUUUAAAAUGGGGGACAAUAAGCAACAACAGACUCGAACCAAACGAAUUUUUGUCAACGACGUCGACGGAUAUUCCUCCAAACACAUCGCAAAGUUUUUAUCAACAUGCGUAGAGGGAGAGAGCAGCGAGGAGGCCGAGGGGACGGUGGCCUCCCCCGGAUACGGAGCUGCCUUCCAGGUCGUAGGAACUGUGAGCUCUGCCUCCAGAGAGAAGUCAGACUUUCUUCUGGAACAGUACACGUCCCCAACCAGAGACAGGCUUCUUCAGUGCCUGCUAGCGUGUGAUGUGGUGGUGUACAACAUCUCAGAAAGUGCGACACAACAGCAGGUUGAAGAAGCAACAUGGGCACUCAAAGCUCUCCAUAAUGAGAUGGAAAACUUCAAAUCUCGGAAAAUAUUCAUCUUAGUCUCCACUGUAAUGACGUGGGCCAUGACCAAACCUCGCAAUCAGGAUGAAACAGAUGUUCUGAUAACAGAGGGAGAGUUCAGAAGAAGAAGGCCUCACCCCAGGUUCAGAAACCACAAUGAUCUGGAAAAACUUGUGCUCACAUUGGCAAAAGGGAAAAAGUCCAAACUUAUUGGUUAUGUAGUAGCCAGUGGUCUCCAGUAUGGAAAAGGGGAAAACCUCUUUCACUACUUUUUCAAGAUUUCCUGGUUGAUGCAGUUUCCAAAAGUUCCUUUAUUUGGAGAGGGCACAAAUCAUGUUCCCAUGAUUCACGUUUAUGAUCUUGGAGGAGUGAUCCAAAACAUCAUUGAACUCAAGCCAAAGUCUAAGUACAUCCUUGCUGUUGAUGAUUCCAAGUACACUUUAGAGGAUAUUAUAAAGAAAAUAAGCUAUGUGCUUGGGCCAGAAGAAAUUGAAAAAUUACCAGUGCAGGAGGCCAUCAACAUGAAGGUGUUUAAGCCAGAGGAACUGGAGUGCCUCAGCAUUGACCUCAGUCUCGAUGCUUUCAUCAUAAAAGACUCCUUCAACCUGAACUGGAUAUCUGAAGCUGGGAUGGUUGAAAACAUGGAGAACAUUGUGGAGGAUUACAAAGAAACCAGACAACUGCUUCCAAUUAGAAUCUUCCUGGUUGGACCUCCAGCUGUGGGGAAAUCCAGUGUUGCACAGAAGCUCUGCCAUCAUUACAAAAUACACCACAUCAACAUCAAAGACAUCAUUGAAGAGAAGAUUACACAGCUGAAGGAGAUGGUGAACAGAGCUGACCAUGUAGAUGUCAUUGAGGAGGUAGCAGCAGCUGCACAGAAACAGCUGGAAAAUAUUAACAAAAGCAUGGAAGCAAAUGAAGGUCGGCUGGCUGACCAUCUAGUUUUUGACAUUUUGCAAGAAAAACUGAGCUCAAAACCCUGUAGGAAUCAAGGAUUUGUACUUGAUGGCUUCCCUAAGACAUAUGAGCAAGCAAAGCUGAUUUUCUCUGAUGAGGAUUUGGAGAGCCAGGAUCCAAUGUCUAAAAGACCAGUGUGCAACAAGAGGAUCACUCCAGAGCAUGUUUUGGCCCUAAAUGCAUCAGAUUAUUUCUUGACAAAGAGGGUGCAAGGACUUCAAGAAAGUGUGGCAGAGCAAAUGCGCUACACUAACGAUGAGUUUGUGCCUCGCCUGAUGAGAUACAGACAGCUUAGUGGUGCUGAGGAAACAUUACUGGACUACUUCGAUCAGCUUGAGAUUCAUCCUGAACAUAUUGAGGUCAGUACAGAUGAUCCAGACUACACAGACAUCAUGAAGAAGAUCACAGAGAUGGUGGGGGUUCCCAGGAAUUUUGGUUUGAGUCCAGAAGAGCAGGAUGAGGAAUACCGAAAGAAAGAAGAAGAGCGGAAACAGAAACUGGCUGCAGAGGCUGCUGAGAGGAAACGCCAGAAGGAAGCUGCACUGGCUGAGAUGGUUGUUCAGUAUGAGGAGUGGCAAAAGAAUUUGUCAGAGGUGAAGCGUCAGGAGUACAGGAUGCUGGAAGCUCGCUGUCUCCCUCUGAGGAACUACCUGAUGAAGUAUGUGAUGCCCUCUCUCACUGAGGCCAUGUUGGAGUGCUGCAAGAUCAAACCAGAGGACUCUGUUGACUUUCUGGCUGAACAUCUUUUACGAAGCAGUCAACAAGAAUAAUUAUCAGUCUAAUGAGGAUGUGACCUAACCCCCAUCUUAAGAUUUGGAGGCAGCUUAUUCUACAGUAAACAACUAAGCCAAAAAAAAAAUAAAAAGUCAUCAAAAUUGA
Amphiprion ocellaris (clown anemonefish) is the source of this 2330-nucleotide messenger RNA. RefSeq names its product adenylate kinase 7-like. Gene Ontology annotation, cellular component: cytoplasm. Gene Ontology annotation, molecular function: AMP kinase activity; ATP binding. Lineage: Eukaryota; Metazoa; Chordata; Actinopteri; Pomacentridae. Gene Ontology annotation, biological process: nucleobase-containing compound metabolic process. Bases 134 to 2221 code for a protein of 695 amino acids. The record is from RefSeq and is a predicted model, not a curated record. The transcript has 18 exons.